Molecule: messenger RNA, 1119 nt
Organism: Drosophila busckii
Lineage: Eukaryota; Metazoa; Arthropoda; Insecta; Diptera; Drosophilidae
Product: protein terminus
Exons: 1
Coding region: 19-1119 (366 amino acids)
Source: RefSeq, a predicted model, not a curated record
CAGUAGACUUUCAUCAUCAUGCCACGCCGCCCGAAAUCUCGCUACGUUUUUGAUAUAGCAGCUUAUCAAAGGAUCUUUCGCCAUCAGCGCCUAACCAACGAUCUGAGUGUGGAAUGCCUGACUUGCCGCAGCCCUGUUGGCGUACAUGAGCCUUAUAGUCAUCAUUGGUUGGAGGGAGUGGAUGCGCAGCAUCUGAAACUGGGUCUGCAGGAGAAGCUGUUACUCAAGCGCAUUGAACGCGAGGGAAUUGACACCUUCAUCUUAUGCGAUGAGAGCGCUGUGAGCCGCACAAAAGAUUUUCUUCUGGAGGCGGGCAUGCACGCUGUGCCUCGGCUACUGCGAUUUCUCAACUAUGAGGCCAACCGACUGCAGGUGACAAUUGGUUUCUAUGUGAACGUCACCAAGCAACGCAUGUACUAUGAAAGUAGUCCCAUUGCCAUUGCGCAUCAUUUGGAUAUAGAGGAGACAGUGGAUAUGGUAUUUUCCCUUUUGCUAGAGAAGAUUAGCAGCUAUGUGUUGAUGCAUCAGCGUGUGCCCCUCGAGGCAUGCACAAUCAAGCGCUUGAAGGUGAUUGUAAAGCGUGAGUGGAAUGGAAAAUUGUCACUACCCUUGCAAUAUCGGGUCAAGUGCGACGGACCUGCUCCAGGCAGCAUAAAAGAAUCUGUUGAUUUGGCACUGCUUACCCAAAGUUUUAUAAAUUAUCAUGGGCAGCGUUUUGGUCAUUUUCCCAUUUCCCUUCGGGUGAAUUUGUUUAGCCUGCGCGUCUGUGCCACUACAAAGGAACUCUAUGUAGUGCCAUAUCUGCUCAGAAGUGAGGACUGGACCAAUACGCCCACAUUUCUUAUACAAACCAAUGUGACUGGAGAGUUUCAGGGCCUGCACGAAAUACACAAUGUACACAAAUUUCUGAAGGAAGAUUCGAGAGAUCAUGUCUUUGAAUGUCGUCUGUGUAAAUCACAUUUUGCAGAUCGCACUCAGUUUGCGCUGCACAAGCAAAUAAGUUGUGGGAGUGGCUUUGGGGUCUGGCAUAUGGAUGGAGAUUCUAUAGAAUUGUAUGAAAAUUGUAUGCAGUUGUCACGCGAUUUUUUACACUUUCCCUGGGUUGGCAUAAGGAUUUAA